Molecule: messenger RNA, 899 nt
Organism: Nezara viridula (southern green stink bug)
Lineage: Eukaryota; Metazoa; Arthropoda; Insecta; Hemiptera; Pentatomidae
Source: the annotation of a GenBank genome assembly
UGAGCAGGGCAGUCGCCGAGAUGAGCGUACAACCUGUAACUGCAAGCCAGGAAUACCUGAAGAAUCCUGAUCUCAAGAAGGAAGACAUUGAAUCUCUUCGAAACUGGAUCAUGACACAACCUCAGCUUCCAGUUCCUACAGAGGAGCAAUUAAUAUGUUUUUAUCACAGCUGUUACUAUGACAUGGAGGCAACAAAAUCUUGCGUGAAAGUUUAUUACAAUAUUAGGUCUAGCACACCAGAAUUCUUCAAUGACAGGGACCUUAGUAGGCCAGAACUGAAACAGGCUCUAGAAGCUUUAUUUUACUCAACCCUCCCAAUUAAAGAUCCAAAUGGCUUCCAAAUAGUUUUACAUGGCUUAAGACAGUAUGAAGCCAGCAAAUAUAAUUUCUGUAAUGGAGUCAAACUUCUUGCAAUGGCCAUUGAUGCUGGCUUAAUGGUCGAAGGAACAGUUCCUGGUUAUAUUUUUCUUUUUGACAUGAAAGGAGUAAAGUUGAGCCAUUUAACACGUCUUAGUUUUACUUUUCUCAAGAAAUUCUUCACUUAUAUUCAGGAAGGCAACCCAAUAAGGUUAAAAGCAAUCCAUGUGGUCAAUACAUUACCAAUUGUAGACAAAAUCAUGUUUAUGAUAAAGCCCUUCAUGAGGAAAGAACUUUUAGAAUUGGUACACUAUCAUUCAUCAGAUUUCUCAGAAAUUCAGGCUGUUAUACCCAAAAGUUGUUUACCUAAAGAUUAUGGAGGUGAUCUGCCCAGUAUUACAGAACUGCAUGAAAAAUACACAGACUGGAUGGAAAGAAUGAAACCAUUAUUUGAUGAAGAAGAAAAAUACAGAAUUAAUGAUAAACAAAGCAGAAAAGAUUCUAGUGAUGAAAUAAAUAUAAGAAACUUAAGUAUAGAUUAA